Messenger RNA from Planococcus citri (citrus mealybug), 2157 nucleotides. RefSeq names its product glycosylphosphatidylinositol anchor attachment 1 (gene GAA1). Bases 182 to 2059 code for a protein of 625 amino acids. The record is from RefSeq and is a predicted model, not a curated record. Gene Ontology annotation, biological process: attachment of GPI anchor to protein. Gene Ontology annotation, cellular component: GPI-anchor transamidase complex; membrane. The transcript is spliced from 13 exons. Lineage: Eukaryota; Metazoa; Arthropoda; Insecta; Hemiptera; Pseudococcidae.
CACUUCAAAAAAUGAUAUCAAAUUGAUUCAAAAAUUUGGAUAUCUUUCUUGCCGAAUAAUUAGUGAAAACGCCCUGUUACUUUCAGAAAAAAUGACCGGAAAUCCUAUUAAUCCUAUCUAAAAACUGCCCCGGUCGUAUAUUUUCAUCAUUUCCUGCGGAUUAUCGAACAAAGAAUCAAAGAUGGGCCUGUUAACCGAUCCUACUACGGAGGAGAACACUAAAAAAACAUUCAUUGUCAAAUACCAUGGUAAACUAUGCCUAGUAAUGAUCCUUAGCUCAGUGGCAUGGUUGUGUUUUCUCGCUCAUGAUAAUUUUAGCGCCAGCACCUACUUCUCCGAAAAUGCUCUUUUACCCGGCUUAGUACAAGGAGAUUAUUCUGAGAAUUCGGAAGCUCAAACUGUACUGACUGAACUUCAAGCUGAAGCUGAAGCGAACCGGUAUUCCAUUCCGGCUGAUUUUCUAAUCCAUAAAUUUCAUCAGCUUUAUAUGGAAGCUUACGUACAAAAUUUCACGUUGAAUAAUCCUCUCAGAGAGAACGUGAAAUUCACCGGUAAAAAUGUGUAUGGAAUAUUACGAGCUCCUAGAAGCGCCAGUUUGGAAGCUUUAGUAUUAUCAGUUCCUUACAGACCUUUGGCGAGUGUUUAUCCUACUACACUACCUGGAUUAGCGUUGAUGUUCUCAUUGGCUAAAUAUUUUAGAAGACAAAAAUACUGGGCGAAGGAUAUCAUUUUCCUCAUCACCGAGCACGAACAAUUGGGAGUACAAGCAUGGUUAGAUGCUUACCAUGGUACUUCAUCAGGAGCCAAAGGUGUAGUUGAUCAAGGUGUUUUGGAAGAACACAGUGGGGCUAUUCAAGCAGCUUUGAAUUUGGAAAUUCACGCUGCGAGAAUUAGUCAUAUCGAUGUCAAAGUUGCAGGAUUAAAUGGUCAACUUCCUAAUCUUGAUCUCGUUAAUUUAGUACACAGAAUUUGUUCCAAAGAAGGCGUACGAAAUACGUUUUACAAUAAGGAUUCAAAAGCUGGAAUGAGAUACUCGACGUGGAAUCAUAAACUCAGAACUAUGCUGGAAAUGAUCGCCACCCAAGCUACUGGAGUUCCCGAUGGUAAUCAUGGAUUAUUUCAUAGAUUUGGAAUAGAAGCGGUUACUUUAGAAGGACAUGCUAAAGUAGGCAAAGGAGGGCAAACUUUUUACCAUAUGGGAAGAGUUCUCGAAGGAUUAUUCCGCAGCUUGAACAAUCUUUUGGAAAGAUUCCACCAGUCGUACUUUUUCUACCUUCUUCCUUCGACUGAUCGUUACAUAUCAAUCGGAUUAUACAUGCCCAGUUUAGUCCUAUUAGUCAGUGCUUUAUACUUGAAGUCAUUUGCAACUUGGCUAAAACUCCAUAUAAACGACGAUGGUAAAAAAAUAAGCAAAAAUUCGCUCAAAGCGGCAAAAAACCUUAACAUAAUGGUAGUCAGUGCAGUUGUACUAGGCACUCAUGUAGUCGGUGUGCUUACCAUAUCCAUCGCCAACUUUCUAGUCAAAAAGUUAACCUGGUCAUCCGAAACAUCGUUACUAUUCUCAUAUGUAACCACAUCUAUUUUAUUUGCGAUUAUAUUCGCUGCUUCUAUGAAAAGAUGCCAACCAAAUGAGAAUUGGAUUUUAUUAAAUGUGAUCUGUUUGACCGAGUUGGGAACUUUUUUACUAUGCAUUUCCAUGCAUAAUUUCUCAUUUGGUUUCGUAACAGCGUUAAUUUAUGUCUUACCUAGUCUUUGGAUAUCUGCCUCUAAUAACAGAUGGUACAAAAAAUUAGUCUGGUUGAUAUUUCACCCAUUAUUUAUAAUUUAUUGGAUUACCCUAGCAACAACUUGGUACAAUUUCGACGAGUUGACCGUAAUUGAAAUAUUAAUGAAAUCAUUCGAUGCUAUGAAGCAUUUGAUAGCUUUGAAUGUUACCGAUGCCAUGGUUUAUGGAAAUUGGACGUUUGUCGUUAUUAAUACCGUCUUGUUGCCAACAUGGCUGACUUUUUGGGCACUUUUGAAUGCUCCUUUCAAAGUCGUCAAAGACAAACGAGAGUGAUAUCAUAAUUUAAAAGACAAUUUUUGUAUUUUUUUUUAUGCUUGAAUUUUUUCAAACUUUCUGUAAAUAGCUUAAAUAAAUGAAGUGUUUUUUAAAAA